Molecule: messenger RNA, 1569 nt
Organism: Sphenostylis stenocarpa
Lineage: Eukaryota; Viridiplantae; Streptophyta; Magnoliopsida; Fabales; Fabaceae
Source: the annotation of a GenBank genome assembly
AUGUUGAAGGCGGAUUCAAAAACGGCGAUGGAGCUGGUAGCUCGUGAUCUUAGGAGGCAACACAUGCAGCUUGAUCGCACGUGCUCCGACAUGCACAAAACAUUUCUUUACUUCAUCCUCUUAGUGGCUGAAGUUGUUUUGAAGGACUUCAUAUUACACCACAAUCGAAAUCCAGAUUUGCCUUCAUUCAUCUUCUACGCUACCUUGAGUUUGUCAAUGAUGUCAAACUCAACGGAAAACAGACAUGUAGCAGUCUUUGCUUUCCCCUUUGGCACCCACUAUAGGCCUCUUUUAAAUCUUGUCCUAAAACUAGCUGAAGCCUCCCCAAACUGUUCAUUCUCAUUCAUUUCCACAGCGAAAUCUAAUGCAUCCAACUUCCCAAAGCAUUACAUUCCAAAUAACAUCAAGCCCUACAACAUAAAUGAUGGAAUCCCUGCGGGUCAGUCAGUUCUAGCCAACCAUCCAAUUGGAAAAGUUAACCUUUUUCUCCAAACUGGUCCUCAGAACUUGCAAAAGGGUCUACAAAUGGCGCAAGCAGACACAAAGAAGAGAGUCACCUGCAUAAUUGCCGAUGCCUUUCUACCCUCUUCUUUCUUCCUGGCUCAGAACCUCAAUGUUCCUUGGAUUGCAUUUUGGCCUCCCAAUUCAUGCUCACUUUCUAUAUAUUUUUACAUUGACUUGAUAAUUGAGCUUGCAUACCAUGCUGGAAAUUCAACCUUGGAUUUCCUUCCCGGGUUGUCUAACAUGCGUGUUGAAGAUAUGCCACAGGAUCUGCUCAUUGUUGGAGGAAAGGAGACACUGUUUUCAAGGACACUGGUUUCACUGGGUAAGGUGCUACCUCAAGCUAAGGCACUAGUUAUAAAUUUCUUUGAGGAAUUAGACCCACCUUUGUUCAUUCAAGAUAUGAGAUCCAAAUUGCAGUCUUUACUUUAUGUUGUUCCACUUCCUUCCCUGCUAUUGCCAACAUCUGACACAGAUUCAAGCGGUUGUUUCCCAUGGUUGGACACCAUGAAGUCUAAAUCAGUGGCUUAUAUUUGCUUUGGGACUGUGGUGGCACUGCCUCCGGUAGAAGCUGUGGCGGUGGCAGAAGCAUUGGAAGAAAGUGGCAUUCCGUUUCUGUGGUCUCGCAUGGAAGGUCUAGUGGGUGCUUUGCCAAACGGGUUUGUAGAGAGAACGAAGAUGCGUGGGAAAAUAGUGUCUUGGGCUCCACAAACCCAAGUUUUGGCACAUGAUUCCGUGGGAGUUUUUUUGACUAACUGUGGAGCUAACUCUGUGAUUGAUAGUGUUUCCGGUGGGGUUCCUAUGAUCUGCAGGCCUUUCUUUGGAGAUCAAGGGGUUGCCGGAAGAAUGAUAGAGGAUGUUUGGGAGAUUGGGGUGGUAAUGGAAGGUAAGGUGUUCACUAAAAAUGGAUUGCUUAAAAACUUGAAUCUGAUUCUGGUGAAGGAAGAGGGAAAGAAGAUCAGAGACAAUGCUCUCAGGGUGAAACAGACUGUCCAAGAUGCAAUUAGGCCUGAAGGCAAAGCAGCACAAGAUUUAAAUACUUUGGUCAAAAUCAUUUCUACGUCAUAA